ACAAAACGACGGAUCGUGACAUAGUCACGUGUAUCUCUAUGCGCUGAGUUAUAACUGCUCUACACGUACGUACGCGUACACUAUAUAAAUAUAGAUACUGCACUGCAUGCAGUCAACGUCAAAGAGACUACACUGCUGUCCAAAUUCAAACCGAACUGACCCAGCCGUGAGAGCCAGCUGCUAGAACCUAGUCUCGACUUUUCAGAGGGCCUUAUUUCAAUCUGCGUCAUAUAAACGGCAUUAAUAUAGGACAGGUUAAACAGAUUUUCAAAUCCAGAUAGCAAAAGAGAAUCAAAAUGCCGGGUUCUAAGCCCUUUGAACGUCUCCCAACGUCCGUCAUUCCAGUCAAUUACAAGAUUCAGCUUCAACCAGAUUUGAAAAAGUUCACCUUCGCUGGCAAAGAGACCAUUUCAGUCCAGGUCAAAUCUGAUGUCGAUACAGUGGUUGUGAACUGUUUGGAUAUCGCCAUUCAAAAAGCUGUCUACACUUCAAAUGGGCAAGAGGUAAGCUCAGCAUCCAUCGAUUACAGCAAAGAAAAUGAAACGGCUACCAUUAGAUUCCCAUCAAACAUUGCUGUUGGCAGUGGUGACCUGGCUCUAGAAUUCACAGGAGAGCUGAAUGACAAGAUGAAAGGGUUCUACCGAAGCAAGUACACCACACCAGCAGGGGAAGAAAGAUACUGUGCUGUUACUCAGUUUGAAUCAACUGAUGCACGCAGAGCAUUUCCUUGCUGGGAUGAGCCUGCGGUGAAGGCAACCUUUGAUAUCACAUUGGUGGCGCCCAAAGACAGAGUAGUGCUUUCAAACAUGAAUUCCAUCAGUGAUGAACCAAGCCCUGACGACCCAAGUCUGAAGGUAGUGACCUUUGCCACCUCUCCAAUCAUGUCAACCUACCUGCUCGCGUUUGUUGUAGGGGAGUUUGACUUUGUAGAGGGAAGGUCCGCCGAUGGGGUUGAUGUUCGGGUUUUUACACCCCUUGGAAAGGAAGAUCAGGGGCGGUUUGCUUUGGAAGUUUCCCUGAAGACUCUACCAUUCUACAAAGAUUACUUCAGCGUUGCGUACCCACUACCAAAGAUUGAUCUCAUAGCCAUUCCUGAUUUUGCAGCUGGAGCAAUGGAGAACUGGGGCCUUGUCACAUACAGAGAGACCGCCUUGCUAGUUGACGCUGAAAAUUCAUCUGCCAAGGCAAAACAGUGGGUUGCAAUCGUUGUCGGUCAUGAAUUGGCUCAUCAGUGGUUUGGAAACCUGGUCACCAUGGAAUGGUGGACACAUCUGUGGCUCAAUGAAGGUUUUGCAUCAUGGAUAGAGUACCUGUGCGUCGAUCAUUGCUUCCCAGAGUAUGAUAUCUGGACCCAGUUCAUCACCAAUGAUUAUACCAGGGCUCUUGAGUUGGAUGCCCUAAAGAAUAGCCAUCCUAUUGAGGUACCUGUUGGCCAUCCCGAUGAAGUAGAUGAGAUCUUUGAUCUGAUAUCGUACUGCAAAGGGGCUUCUGUCAUUAGGAUGCUGCAUGAUUUCAUUGGAGACGAUACAUUCCGUAAAGGUAUGAAUGCAUACCUAGAGAGGCACAAGUACAAGAACACAUUCACAGAAGACCUUUGGCAGGCCCUUGGGGAAGCCAGUGGUAAGCCGAUAGAAGACAUCAUGGGCACCUGGACCAAACAGAUGGGUUUCCCCGUCCUGAAGGUAACCAGAGAGCAGCAAGGAGAUAAACAGGUCCUCAGCAUCUCUCAGGAGAAGUUUUGCGCAGAUGGCCAGAAGCAAGAAGGAGACUUCAAGUGGAUGGUUCCUAUCAGCAUUGCUACUUCAAGUCAACCUACCAAGACUAUUGAGAAAGUUGUUCUUGAUAAGGAAUCUACCACCGUCACAGUGGUAGCUGACAAGAGCGAAGGAAUCAAGUUAAACCCAGGAACAGUUGGGUUCUACCGUGUCCAGUACUCUAGUGAAAUGUUAGAAGCACUCCUGCCUGGUAUCCGAAACCAGGUCCUUCCAGCCAGGGACAGACUAGGAUUAGAGUCAGAUCUAUUUGCUCUGGCUAAAACUGGGCAAGCAAGUACUGUGGAUGUCCUGAAGCUCUUUGAGGCCUUUGAGAACGAGACUGACUAUACCGUAUGGACGGAGCUAGCAACUAACCUUGGUGCCAUUGGGGUCUUACUAUCCAGCACGGAUCACCUUGAUCAUCUGAAGGCCUUUGCUAAACAACUCUUUAGCAAGGUUCAUGCGAGGCUUGGAUGGGAUCCGGUGGAAAAUGAAAAUCACCUGGAUGCCUUGUUGAGAGCGCUUGUGAUCAGAGUGAUGGGACGCAACGGACAUGAAGCUACAGUCGAGGAAGCCCGUAAGCGCUUCGAUGCACAUUGCUCAGGAGGUGCACAGCUCCCGGCUGACCUCAGAAACUCGGUCUACCUGACGGUGUUGGCUCAUGGUGGUGAAGACACUCUCAAUAAGAUGAUCGAGUUCUUCAAAACACAAGACCUCCAAGAAGAGAAAGAUCGCAUCCAGAGAUCUCUUGGUGCAAUCAAAGAUCCAGCUCUCAUCAAGAGAGUGUUGGAGUUCUCCAUGGGGGAGCAUGUACGAUCACAAGACACCGUGUUUGUGAUCAGCGGAGUGACGGGUACAAAGACGGGGCGAGAGCUGGCAUGGCAGUUCCUGCAGGAUAGAUGGUCGGAGCUCCAUGAAAGAUUCUCUGGUGGUUUCCUUCUUGCGAGACUUGUACAGUCCUGCACCGAGGGUUUCACCACGGAAGAGAGGGCCUUGGAGGUCCAAGCCUUCUUUGAAGCCCAUCCUGCCCCUGCAGCUGAAAGAACCGUCCAGCAGUCCUUAGAGAACAUCCGACUCAAGGCCAAAUGGUUAGCUAGGGAUGGAGACAGCAUCGGUCAGUGGCUUAGGAAUAAGGUCUCGCCCUAAAAGCAAACAACAAUUAUCCAUGUUUCUUUCUCUUAUCAUUCUUUUCAGAGAAGUCCUUAUUUGGUCAUUGUAAGUCUUUUGUGUAACUGUUUCUUUGAGAGUGCAGUUAAAUCAAAUUAGUGUUAAGGGGAAAGUUCACCCUGCCAUCAAGUUGAUUUUAAUAAAUGUAGAACAGUGAUAGUAACAUACGACUAAAGGUUUGAAAAAUAAAAUCUUUCUGAGAAUAUUUUUUUUUAUUUGACGACACAUUUAGGCAGCUCACCCAUUUUUCAUAUUUUAUAUAUAUUCCAUAAAUUCCCAUAUUUUACUGGUUCAUGAUGACUGAAGAAUGUUUGAAAUAUUGUCUCUGAUGAUAUAACUUUAAAUAAGGAAUGUUGUAUGGAAUAUAUGUCACAUGAUAUAUUAGGGGAGUAUUUGCAUAUGACAUCACAGAAUUCAAUUCUAAUUUUUUUUAACUGCAUUACCCUUAGGAGUAUGUUGCCAAUAUGUCUUUAUCAUUUCCAUUUCUUCUGCUUUUAUUGAAACCAUAUUGAGGUGAGGGUGAACAUUAUGGAAUUAGAGAAUGCAAAUGCAUGGGGCAGUUUGCAAAUCAUCUGUACCACAUGUUAAAUUUGGCUGAAUAUUUCAAAAUUGCCUCAGAAUUACAAUACUGGAAUAGUAAACCUUCUCAAUUUUUUUUUCUCUGCAAUCCUGUCUGUGUCAUUUUGAAACUAUAUAUAUAUACAGCCUUCAUUUUUCCCAUCAUACUUGACAUAAAGUUCCAUGCGUUUGUCUCAACAAAUCUACUUUCCCAAACUAACUUGGCAAAUUUAUUUUCAAUAGUGAGCGAUGGAUUCUAAUUGGUAUUGUUCCUACUUUAGUGCAUAACACAGAGUAAUAUAUCGAACUUUGUUUUUACAUGAGUCACAAUAUCUCACUAUGGUUCAAGAGCCAUGCUUCGUUCCACCAUAUAUUCCACUACAAGAUUUUUGCUUUUCUUUUUAUGAUAAAUAUUGUGUUUUCCUUCAUUGUGAACCAGCCUUUAUUGUUAUUUAAUUUAGCAUUGUAGCUGUAUGUGUUUGGUUGCGUAUCUCUCUAUUUCUUUUGCAUUAGCCUCUCGAGAUCUUUCUUGACCACAACAUGAAUGAAACGGGCAUGAAAAGAAAUGUAAUUGAUGGGAAAGUAAAAUUGAAUUGAACUGUGUUAGUGAUAUGAAAGAGAAGGGUUGAGCAUGUAGAAAGGUUGGUUAUUGAUCGUGGGGGUGAUUCUAAGAUUUAUUGUGAUGAUGAAUUGUAAAUUUCGGCCCCACAAACUAAUACUAAGCUUUAUGUUACAAUUCUCCGGAUAUUAAAUGAAAUAGCUUUCAAUUAGCUGUAACAGUAGGUAUUAAAUUUGGCUUGAAUGUAACAAUGCUUAUCCUAAAAUUGCCCUUUUAGUUAAUCUUUACAGUAUGAACGUACCGGGCAGACAGAUAUAUUUCUAACAGGAACACAAAAACUGCUUGUACAUGUAUUACUCAACAAUAUUCAAUUAAAUUCUUUAUUCCAUUUCCAUUCAAAACAUAAUACAAAGUAAUAUAAAGUGAUACAAAUCAAAUACAAUUUUACAGACGAGCAUUCUUACAGUAUAAUAAACAGUAUAAUAUUGAGCAUAAAUGGAAAUGAGGGGGGUCCACUAAAAAGCAAAGCUUGUAAAGUGUGGAUCCCCCUUGGAAAUGGAAACAAUACUAUUGUGCAGAAAUACAUAUGGUAAUAUGCAGGAUUUUUUUCUUGGAAAGAAUAAUAAUAAUAUGUAAUUAUUUUUAAUAUAUAUAAGGCAAGAGAUUGAUGAAACAACCCAGCUAAUUCUGCAGGCGUUUUUGCAAUUUUAAAUUCAAAUUAAAGAAUUUCGUUCACAUUUGGGAUAGAAUUUUGUGAAAAUUUACUUUGAAGAAUAGGGGGGUGGUGCUCUCUUACUCCCCGGUGUGUGGCCAUUUAACACUAAUACCCCCCUCCUCGUUUUUUUCGUUAUAAAUCUGCCACACACACAUAAAAAAAAAUUUGAUUGUGCCACUCGCUCACUUUUGAGACCAAAUUUGUGACGCACGGGUAUGCAGUUUUUAAAUUACACAUUAUGUAAGUGCGUGUCAAACCCAAAAUUGUGUUUUCAGCUAAAAAUUCAUAAAUGAGUGAUUAGUUUUGCCUUUAUUGACAACAGUCAUUCAAUUUGAUGCUAUUUAUGACCAAAACAAUAUCAUUGACAAAGUUUUGUCCCAAAAAACCAAUAAGAAUAUAAAAUUAAAAAAAGGGAAAUAUAUAAGAAAUUAAUAAAAAAAAAAAAACAUGAAUCGAUUUUGAUACCAGAAAUUUUAAGAUUAAAAUUGUUAGGAUUGCUAUAAAGAAUGUUUACUCCAAAAAUUAGCAUUCUACCAAUUUUAUUUAGUUGAUUAAAGUAAAAAGUAUGAUUUUAUGAAUAAAUUAGCAUAAAUACUGCGUAAUGAAUAUACAAUGGAAUAUACAAAUUUAGAGAUAUUUACCUAUGCAAAUGUGUAGAUUACAUUCUCUAUCAUGGUGCAAAUUUUUGUCGCAUUCGAUCCGAGAUCUUAGGGGGAACCAUCCCCUCCCCCCCUGGUAUUGACAAGGAUCAAAUACCCCAAGAGUUUUAGGGUUAAGCAAUUACAAUGCAAGAGAUAUAUACUCCAUUUAUACUCUAUUAUUAUACAACUAUACACAGUGUAUAUCCUUUAGUUAUGAUUUGAAAUUCAUAGGUUGAAAUCUGUUCUUCAUGUUUUGUUUUGGUCAUGUUUGUUUUUAGGAUAUUGUUUGUAUGUUUUGUUCAUUAUUUUUUUUCUGCAACAGACUUGUUUCCUUAUUUGGUAGUCUAUUCUAAGAAUGGUCCAAUUCUUCGUCAUACUUAUUCCAUCAAAUUGAUUGAAACACUUCAAGUGACUUUGUGUGUAUAAUUAAUUAUGUUUUUUCAUCAAUGAAGUUGUAAUUAUGAUCUCUCACCAUUAAGUCCAAAUAACACUGAUGUCAGUGGUGACGUGAUUGCAAUAAAUUUGAUAGUGUGCAAAUUCUACUUCAUUAAAUGUGAAAAUCGAACAAA
Messenger RNA from Lytechinus pictus (painted urchin), 5963 nucleotides. Its product is annotated as puromycin-sensitive aminopeptidase-like. The transcript has 18 exons. The record is from RefSeq and is a predicted model, not a curated record. Lineage: Eukaryota; Metazoa; Echinodermata; Echinoidea; Temnopleuroida; Toxopneustidae. The coding region runs from base 297 to 2900 and encodes 867 amino acids. Gene Ontology annotation, biological process: peptide catabolic process; proteolysis. Gene Ontology annotation, molecular function: metalloaminopeptidase activity; peptide binding; zinc ion binding. Gene Ontology annotation, cellular component: cytoplasm.